Molecule: messenger RNA, 531 nt
Organism: Camellia sinensis
Lineage: Eukaryota; Viridiplantae; Streptophyta; Magnoliopsida; Ericales; Theaceae
Source: RefSeq, a predicted model, not a curated record
AUGGCUGUUUUUAGUAUUUCUGUUCAACCUACAGCCUCAGGUUAUCUCUUAUCUCAAUCAAAAUAUGCCAAAGAUAUUUUCCUUAAAGCUGGACUAUUCUCUUGUAAGCCUUGCCCCUCUAUUGUUUCUGUCAAGCCUAGAAAUCCUUCUAAUGCUUCACUUCCAUUUCACAAUCCUACUAUUUACAACAGCAUUGUUGGGGCAUUGCAAUACCUAACAAUUGCUCGACCUGAUAUCUCUCUAGCUGUCAAUCAAGCUUGUCAAUAUAUGCAUUCUCCUAUAGUGGGCCAUUUGGUUGCAGUCAAGAGAAUUCUCAUAUUUGUUCACGGCACCUUUACUCAUGGCUUGACUUUUACUCAUAGUACUUUUGAUGUUCAUGGGUAUUCGGAUUCCAACUGGCAAGGAACUAUGUCUCGAUCAUCUAUUGAGGCUGAGUAUAGAGCCUUAGCUCAUGCUGCUGCAGAAUUGAGUUUGAUUUCUAUGCUUCUCACUGAAAUGGGCAUUUCUUUACCUACUACACCCAUCCUCUAG